UAUGCGCUGAGAGCUCCUCAUCUUCAAGUGAGCAAAAGGUAAUAAAUAAGCAGAGAAAUAUCCAAGAACACCGAUGGCUGACGAGUCAUGGAGGGUGCCGACGCCAGUGCAAGAGCAGGCCGCCGCCGUGGAAGAGCCGCCGAGCCGGUACAUCCAGCGGGAGCAGAACCGUCCCGGCAGUCUGCUCGCCGCCGACAUGCCGGAGCCCAUCCCUGUCGUCGACCUCAGCCGACUGCCGGCCGCUGCCGAUGAGGCUGCCAAGCUCCGGUCGGCGCUGCACACCUGGGGGCUCUUCCUGGUUACCAACCACGGGAUAGAAACAUCUCUGAUGGACGGUAUGAUAGACGCAUCACGGGAGUUUUUUUGCCAACCGCUCGAGGAGAAGCAGAAAUACAGCAACCUGAUAGAGGGCAAGCGCUUCCAGGUGCAAGGGUACGGCAAUGACCCGGUGAUAACGCAAGAUCAGAUCCUGGACUGGAACGAUCGGCUGCACCUCAGGGUGGAGCCAGAAGAUGAGAGAAAUCUUGCUCAUUGGCCCAAAAAUCCUGAAUCCUUCAGGGAUCUUCUGCACGAGUACACAUCGAAAGCGAAGAAAGUAAGAGACAUUAUCUUUCAAGCAACAGCCAAGAUCUUGGAGCUUGACGAGGACUAUUUCAUCAACGACAAGGCUCCCGCAUUUGCCAGAUUCAAUUACUACCCUCCCUGUCCAAGGCCCGAGCUCGUCUUCGGCAUCAAGCCUCACUCUGAUGCCAGCGUUCUCACGAUUCUUCUCGUCGACAAUGAUGUUGGUGGCCUGCAAGUUCAGAGAGACGGCAUUUGGUACACUGUCCCAUCCAAGCCACACACGCUGCUGAUCAACGUGGGAGACUCCAUGGAGAUAAUGAGCAACGGGAUCUUCAAGAGUCCAGUGCACAGGGUUGUGACGAAUGCAGAGAAGGAGAGGAUCUCGUUGGCCAUGUUCUGUUCUAUGAUUGGUGACAGAGUGCUUGAGCCAGCGGCUGGCUUGCUGGACGAGGAGCGACCGGCGCGAUACAGGAAAAUUAAGGCCAUGGACUACGCUGCUGGACUCCAUAAACAUUUUUCAAAAGGAACGAGACUUAUCGAGACUAUGAAGCUCUAAGUAAUUGAUUUCCUAGUUUUAAACUGAGUCAGUGAAUAAAGCAGAAGAUAUAAGCUCGUGUUAUUAAAUUUAGUGAAGUAAAUUGAAUCAGUUACCAUCUCAAAAAGAAGAAAGAAUGAAUCAGUUAUAUGCAGUCAUUGUAGAAGAUAUAGUUUGACAAAGAUUGUGCUCGAUUUCUUAUUAUAAACCCUUACUUGCACGUUUUUUCAA
This is a messenger RNA of Phragmites australis (common reed), 1330 nucleotides long. Its product is annotated as 2-oxoglutarate-dependent dioxygenase 11-like. The record is from RefSeq and is a predicted model, not a curated record. The coding region runs from base 74 to 1120 and encodes 348 amino acids. The transcript is spliced from 4 exons. Lineage: Eukaryota; Viridiplantae; Streptophyta; Magnoliopsida; Poales; Poaceae.